Gaeumannomyces tritici R3-111a-1 is the source of this 240-nucleotide messenger RNA. RefSeq lists its product as hypothetical. The transcript has 2 exons. The record is from RefSeq and is a predicted model, not a curated record. Lineage: Eukaryota; Fungi; Ascomycota; Sordariomycetes; Magnaporthales; Magnaporthaceae. The coding region runs from base 1 to 240 and encodes 79 amino acids.
AUGGCGAAUAGAACUGCCAUUGGGUCGGCGAGUUUGCUCGAAACAGGAGACACGUGCCUGGUAGCGCAAGGGAAUAAGAGGCGCAGGCGGACCAACCGACUGGGCAGCUGGUCGAGUUUGAUCUGCCGGCCGUUGACACACCGAGAAGGUCUGCUCUUGAUGGCCGCGUGGGCGUAUGGGCAAACGACCGCAACCGGUGGCUUGCACGACCAGGCCAAGAGGCCAGAGCUGUGGCGAUGA